Messenger RNA from Megalobrama amblycephala (Wuchang bream), 2148 nucleotides. RefSeq names its product arylsulfatase B-like. Lineage: Eukaryota; Metazoa; Chordata; Actinopteri; Cypriniformes; Xenocyprididae. The record is from RefSeq and is a predicted model, not a curated record.
GACUUCUCUGAUUUUGUAACUUCCCUCUUUUGCUGUAUUAGUUUGAGUGGUGUGUGAUUGUUCAGUUUAAUCAGUCAUGAUCAGUUUGAAUUCAGCGUGUUGAGAGGAAUCAGAGUGUGUCUGUGAGCGACUCUUCCGUGUUCGGCUGAGAAUGAAGCUCGCGCUGUGUUUUCUGCUCGCUUCUGUCGCUCGUGUCGCGGCCAAACCGCCGAAUAUCGUGUUUAUUUUGGCGGAUGACUUCGGCUGGAAUGAUGUGGGAUAUCACGGUUCCGAGAUCAGAACUCCUCAUCUGGACCGUCUGUCCGGUCAGGGGGUUCGGCUGGAGAAUUACUACGUCCAGCCGCUGUGCACUCCAUCCCGAAACCAGCUGAUGACCGGCCGCUACCAGAUCCGCACCGGUCUGCAGCAUCAGAUCAUCUGGCCGUGUCAGCCGUACUGUGUUCCUCUGGACGAGAAGCUUCUGCCGGAGCUCAUGCGGGACGCCAGCUACGACACGCACAUGGUGGGCAAGUGGCAUCUGGGCAUGUUCCGGAAGGACUGUCUGCCCACCCGCCGGGGCUUCCAGACCUUCUUCGGUUACCUCACGGGUUCAGAGGAAUAUUUCUCUCAUCACAGAUGUAGCUUCAUCGCUCCUCUGAACGUGACGCGCUGCGCUCUGGACCUGCGGGACGGGGAGGACGUGGCCGUCAAUUACACGGGUCAGUACUCGACUGAACUCUUCGCUCAGAGAGCCGCGGACAUCAUCACACGACACCCGCCUGAGAAGCCGUUGUUCCUCUAUGUGGCGCUGCAGGCGGUUCACGCCCCCCUGCAGGUUCCCAAGCGCUACGUCGCCCCCUACAGCUUCAUCAAGAACGAUCAUCGGCGCGAGUACGCGGGGAUGGUGUCGGCGAUGGACGAAGCUGUAGGGAACAUCACUCGAGCUCUUCAGGACGCUGGACUGUGGAACAACACCGUUCUCAUUUUCUCGACAGAUAACGGUGGUCAGACCCUGACAGGAGGAAAUAACUGGCCUCUGCGUGGCAGGAAGUGGACGCUCUGGGAGGGCGGAGUCAGGGGCGUGGCCUUCGUGACCGGACCGCUGAUCGAGCAGCCAGGAACUGUCAGUCGAGGGCUCAUCCACGUCUCUGAUUGGCUGCCUACGAUUGUGGGUCUGGCUGGGGCGUCGACCAACGGCACCAAACCUCUGGACGGCUUCAAUGUGUGGGACACUAUCAGUCGUGGUCAAGCGUCUCCUCGGGUCGAGCUUCUGCAUAACAUCGACCCGCUGUAUGUGGACGACUCGCCCUGUCCAGGUGACGAGGUGUCGGGCGAGUUCCUGCAGGACUCUCUUCACUCCUCAGCGUCUCGGCCGGUCGCUCUCGGCUCUCGUUCAGAGUUUAACAUCUCGGUUCACGCCGCCAUUCGCUACAAGAACUGGAAGCUUCUGACGGGAUACCCAGGUUGUCCUCUCUGGAUCGCGCCCCCUGGUGGCCGUCCGGUGAAGGCGCCUGAGCCGCUGAAGCAGGUGAUGCUGUUUAACAUCGAGGAGGAUCCCGAGGAGCGCGUGGAGGUUUCCCAUCAGCGCCCGGAGGUGGUGGCCUUCCUGCUCCGACGCCUGCAGCUGUACCAGAACCAGGCCAAACCCAUCAUCUUCCCCCCCGAUGACCCGCGCUGUGACCCCGAAGCCACGGGAGCCUGGGGACCCUGGAAUGAUGAGGAUGAUGAAGGCUAGUACUGCAAACAGAGCGGCUGAAGAGCGUCUGUGACGCUUAUGAACAGUCAUGAAGUUUAGCUGGACAUCUUCAGUGUUUAUACACAUAAAUGCACUCGUGUGUGUGUGUGUGUGUGUGUGUGUGUGUGUGAUUACAGCUCUCACCUUUAAAUCAUAUCAGUCUUCUGAACAUGAAUCAUUUUUUACCACGAUCAGCAUCAAAUGCGACUGCAGUGUGUGUGUGUGUGUGUGUGUGUGUGUGUGUGUGUGGGCUCAUGUGAGUUUGUGACAGAAUGUUUAUUUAUUCUGUUUGGUGGCAUAUAAAGUAAGAAAGCUUGUUUCCGCCAUGGAAUAAAAAAGGAAAUUUCUGCUUUUUUCUUGCAAAGUUAUAUCUCACAAUUCUGAUAUUUUCCACAAUUCUGAGUUUAUAUAUCAUAAUUCUUGCAUUUUUCUUA